UGGGCAGAGAGCACCCUUGUUUCACCUGGGAAGCAGGAAGAGCUGGGGCCUGGCAGGGCCUUUUGUACCCAACCCUUACCCUUAGCUGUUUCUUGUACUGAGAGCUUGGGGCAUUGGCCAGCUGUGCCAGUCGAGUCAGAGAGGGAGUCCUGGGGCUCAGCCUGCUGCCUCUGCGGCUGUCAGGGACAGCUCACUGCCUUCACUAACAUGGACCAAAGCAGGUGAGGGUAUAAACAAUAAACUGGUGCAGCAGGGCCUGACCUCCAGCAUCGUCACUCUCCACACUUGCUUCUGUGUGGCAGGCUUAUGUAGUCUGGACCCCAAUUCAGUUCCUACCCUUACUGGAAGUGUCCCCAGGGCCGAUUGCCUGCAAAGUGUGGGGUGGGCACCCCCAAACCUCCAUGCUCGGAGGUCUAGGCUGAGCCAGGGGAGGUGGAGCUGCCUCCGAGUAAAGACAUGGGACUGAGUAGGCAGGCCAGGGUGCUGGGGAUGGUACUGUUAUGGAUGUCCUUGCAUACUCAGCCAUGUGAGUGCUGACCUCUGACCUCCCUGCCCACUGCCUCCAAGGCAACCAGGACAGUCCAAUCAGGGCUUCUGUCUUUGUUUCCAGGUUGUAGCUACCAUGGUGACAGGAUGCAAACAGUAACAGACUGGGUGGGAACAUGGAGCCUGCACCUGCCCUGGCAAUGGCACCCGGGAAGAGGGCCAGGAGCAGGCCCAUCCCUGUGCUCCAGCAGAUCCUGAAGGAGGAGGAGCUGCUGGCAAAGGUGGAGGACUACAAGAAGCUGGUGCAAAGGUGGGAGCAGGAGCGGCAGCAGGCACUGCAGAGGGUGCAGCAGGAGCAGCGGUCCCUGGUCGCAAGCUGGCGGCAGCUCCGCCACGGCCUUGCAGAGGAGCUGCGCCUCGCCAGCAAGGAGCUUGUGCUGGUGCGGCGCGCAGCCCUGUGCUCCCUGCUCCAGCAAGAACAGCUGCAGCAUCAACAGGAGCUGGCACAACUCGGCUGGGCCUUCUACACAGAGCGGCUCUGAGCGCCCAAGAAACCCCCUCCCAGUGCUGGCUGCGUGUGCAGAGUCAUACUGGGGUAGGCAGCAGGAGAUGCCUUCCUGGGGGCCCUGUCACAGAGGGGCACAGACUGGGCAGAGUGACCGCAGUGGCAGCACAAGCUGCCCAAUGGCUCAGGCACUGCAGUGACCUGUGUGGGGUUGCCCAUUUCUACCCCUCCACACUCAGUGCCUCCAGAUUUGCAGCCUUCGUUGCAUCCCGGCACUUCCCCCUCUUCGCUCACCAGAGCCAAGCAGUGCCCUAUGAACCAGGAGCAGCUAUGGAAAAUGCAGUCAGAUGCGCAUAGAGAUGCCGUCACUCUUCUGUCUUGUCAUGAAUGUGUCAACUAAUUACCAUUAAAUCAGGGUCGAGAGGCUCCCCAGCUC
This is a messenger RNA of Alligator mississippiensis (American alligator), 1427 nucleotides long. It is a transcript of the gene CFAP141, whose product is annotated as cilia and flagella associated protein 141. The record is from RefSeq and is a predicted model, not a curated record. Bases 663 to 1028 code for a protein of 121 amino acids. NCBI's taxonomy places the organism in Eukaryota, Metazoa, Chordata, Crocodylia, Alligatoridae. The transcript is spliced from 4 exons.